CCCACUGGAAGCUGCAGCCAGCGUCCUCCUCGAGGCGCAGGCCAUCGACAUCCAGAUCUCGUCUCCGCUCUCCGCUCACCGGCCGGCCGGCCGACUGCCGUGGUUGACGCUAGGAGAUCAGAUCAGUCAUCGUCAAGUCAAAAUUUGGAGAACUGUCGUUAGCAACAAGAUGAGAGAGCUUAAUUGUAGUAAAGCACAUACCAAAUUUGAACACUUCUCCGUGGUAUAGCUUUUGGCUUACUUGCUGUCUACUUUGAAGUGACUGAGAUUUUUUAAGUGAAUGCUCUUAUUUAAAGAGCACUGCACCACAUUACGUAUCUGCAAAUGGAGUACGAAAUUAGUACUGGACACAAUGCUCUGGAGCGCAUGUUAAUUGAUGGAAGUACGGAGCCAAUGGAUCUGCCGUUAUCACUUUUAGAAGACAUCACAAAUUGUUUCUCUGACGAUCAGCAAAUCGGCAGUGGCGGAUUUGCAUUGGUCUAUAAGGGAAUGGUCGGAAAUGAGAUAGUUGCUGUGAAGAGGCUAUCCAGGAAUAUGCAUGAGAGUAAAUUCCACAAAGAGGUUGAGUGCUUGAUGAAGGCCAAGCACAAAAACAUAGUGCGCUUUUUAGGAUAUUGUUCUGACACGCAAGGGAAAAUUAUGGUCUAUGAGGGGAAGAUGGCCAUGGCAGAUAUACGAAAUUGGUUGCUCUGUUUUGAGUAUGUACCCAACAGCAGUCUUGAUAAGUAUAUUACUGAUGCAUCUCAUGGACUUGAUUGGAGGGAGUGUUUUCAGAUAAUUAAGGGAACAUGUGACGGUCUAUGUCAUCUUCAUGAGAAGCGCAUUUUGCACUUAGAUUUGAAACCCGCUAAUAUUCUAAUAGAUGAUCACAUGGUACCCAUGUUUGUACUUCAAACCUUUGUGGAUCACUCGGAUACUUGGCACCUGAGUUCUAUAGUGGGCAAAUCACAUUUGUAUCGGACAUAUAUAGUCUUGGCGUUAUAAUCCUGGAGAUACUGAUUGGACAAAAGGGUUACUCCGAAGAUGAGAAUGAUCUAUUAUGGGCUGACGAGGCCAACAAUUCGUCCGACGGUGUGCGCAGAGGUGUAAAAUCCUACUGAGUACUCACCACAUUUUUCAUCAUGUUUCAGAUGUAGCUAAUUACGUUCACUUAGUAGUUUUAAUUGCAAAUUUAUGGGGUAAAUUCAUAUCGUCUUCC
Molecule: messenger RNA, 1198 nt
Organism: Triticum dicoccoides
Lineage: Eukaryota; Viridiplantae; Streptophyta; Magnoliopsida; Poales; Poaceae
Product: cysteine-rich receptor-like protein kinase 26
Exons: 7
Coding region: 325-984 (219 amino acids)
Biological process (GO): protein phosphorylation
Molecular function (GO): protein kinase activity; ATP binding
Source: RefSeq, a predicted model, not a curated record